This is a messenger RNA of Rosa rugosa (rugosa rose), 1308 nucleotides long. RefSeq names its product autophagy-related protein 18-like. Lineage: Eukaryota; Viridiplantae; Streptophyta; Magnoliopsida; Rosales; Rosaceae. Gene Ontology annotation, biological process: developmental process involved in reproduction. Bases 467 to 910 code for a protein of 147 amino acids. The transcript is spliced from 8 exons. The record is from RefSeq and is a predicted model, not a curated record.
UUUUAAAAAACGCGGAGGGACUAAGUUUCAAACUUUUAGAACCGCGGGGACCAAUUAUUUCAUUCCCCCCAACACUUGGUAUUUUUUUCCGCUCUCUCUAAAACUUUCGAACCCUAGCUAAUAACGAAUCUCUCUCCGUCUCUCCUCUGGGUCCUCUCUCUCUCUCUCUCUCUCUCUCCGGCACGGCCUUUUCUCUCUUCGACGGUGACGGACUGACGGUGGUAACUGUGUCCUCAAGAGUCAAGGCUCAAGCAGAGUUCUGGGUUCUUGAAGGCUUGAAGGAUGGUUUCAAUCGAUACUUCGAUUUCAGUUUUUGAUUUCAGAUUCUUGAAGGCUUGAAGGCUGGGUUCGAUUUCGGAUUUCUGGUUGCUUUGCCAUAGGCACAAAGGAUGGCUUCAAAGUAUUCAAUUCUAAUAUAGGGAGACUCUGCUAUGAACGAGCUAUUGGCGCUUUCGCUAUUGUUGAAAUGCUAUUUAGCUCUAGUCUUCUUGCCAUUGUUGGAGCUGGUGAAGAGCCAUCUUUAUCUCCGCGUCGUCACUGUUUGUUCAAUACAACAAGUGGAACUGCUCUUCGAGAAUUGAACUUUUUGACUUCAAUACUUUCCGUUCGUAUGAAUAGGAAAAGGGCCACGAAAGAUGACCAAUCUACGGAAUACCAGAAGCACUUAAUGGAAGAAGAGCAGAAGGUGGAGGUGUUAAAGCUGCGUUUGAAAAUCGAAAAGGAGAGGAACAGAUCACAGGCAAAUGAAAUGGCUUCUCUUAGGGCUGCAAAGGAUGAGGAAAUCAUGGAAUACCGGAAGCUUUUGAUGGAAGAGAAGCAAAAGAGACGAGUUUCAGGGGAGUUAUUCACAUAUGAGUGUGAAACCUGGAUGUUCAUUCUAAUAGGAACUAAAAAUAAAAUAUUUUUAUAGGUUGAAGAAAUUUCGAAGAAUGGAAUGUCUGUGCUCAAAUUCUUGUUGAGAGUUCAGGAUAUCUGAGCUAUCGCCAACCUGCUUUCUAAGAACUAGCCUCUCUGCAUGCAAUUUCUUCAUGUAAUUUUAGAGUAAAGAUAGUAAGUAGAUUGUCUUAGGAAUCUAUAUACAGAAAUUAUCACUUACAGUCAAAAAUAGCUCAACGGAUAGUGUUUGCAGUGGUCUAGUAUAGUAAAAUCACAUUGAGUGAAGAAACAUCUAUUCAUGCUAAAUGUAUUCAACAAUGAUGAGAAUCUGCUUGCCAUUGUGGAACAUUUAAGAUUCCUAUAGUCUACUUAACUCAAGCUUCCACAUCCAUCUUUCAAUACUCAAUUUUACCUAUUAAUGGUUGUAACUUA